This is a messenger RNA of Exophiala xenobiotica, 1302 nucleotides long. RefSeq lists its product as uncharacterized. Gene Ontology annotation, biological process: secondary metabolite biosynthetic process. The transcript is spliced from 3 exons. Gene Ontology annotation, molecular function: FAD binding; monooxygenase activity. The coding region runs from base 1 to 1302 and encodes 433 amino acids. Lineage: Eukaryota; Fungi; Ascomycota; Eurotiomycetes; Chaetothyriales; Herpotrichiellaceae. The record is from RefSeq and is a predicted model, not a curated record.
AUGCCUGAAUUCUUAUGCCACAUUGCUGUCAUCGGCGCCGGACUGGGUGGCUUGGCUGCAGGCAUCGGUAUCUUGCAAGCUGGGCAUCGCGUCUCCAUAAUUGAACGAGCACCAGCUUUGGCAGAGAUCGGCGCUGGAAUCCAGGUUCCUCCCAACACAACCAGGAUCCUGAAGAGAUGGGGUGUCCUCGAACAGUUGAUCAAGGUAUCUGAUAGGCCCAAAGAAUCGGUCCUGCGCUCAUAUCGCGAUGGAAGAAUACUCUCAAGUCUUGAUCUACAAAAAUGCUCGGAAGAAUUGUACGAUCAUCCUUAUCUUCAUGUCCAUCGUGCCGACUACCAUACUGUGCUGGCUGAGGAAUUCCGACGGCUUGGAGGCAGCAUCGCAACGAACUCGGAGGUCACCAGCGUCAACUUUAAUGAUUCGACGGUUCAAAUCAAAGGAGGCCCAGAUAUCAAAGCCGACUUGAUCAUCGGAGCAGAUGGCGUAAAGUCCAUCUCUCGCGAACUGUUGCUAGGCCGCGCCGACCCCCCUCGGUCCAGUGGUGAUAUGGCUUAUCGCCUUGUGAUUCGCGAAAAGGAUAUUAGAAAGCACCCAAAUCUUGUAGACUUGGUGAACUCGGGUCGCAUCAACAAUUGGAUAGGGCCGGAUCAACAUGUGAUGGGAUACAAAUUGCGGGACGGGGACUUGUUCAACAUCGUGAUCGCCUGUACGGAUACUUUACCGGAGACAACCAAUAUGGCGCUUGCCGGCGCCCAGGAGCUCAGGGACAGGGUCAUGGGAUGGGAUCCCGAUCUGGAAGCACUCGUCGCUCUGGCAUACGAAGGUAGCAAAGGCCGCUUGAUGCGAGUUGAUGAGAUGGAAUCCUGGGUGCACCCCUUAGGGAGGUUUGUGCUCCUGGGAGACUCCUGUCACGCGACGCUGCCAUAUCUAGCACAAGGGGCCGCCCAAGCAAUCGAGGACGGUGCCGUCCUUGGCCACCUUUUCGAGAAGGUCAGCCAUGCCAGUCAACUACCCGACAUUCUUACCAUCUACGAAGCUCUGCGGAAGCCGCGUACCAGCCGAGUCGUCAGGGACUCCACCCGGGGCAGACGGAUUCUUCAUCUUCCCGACGGACCUGCCCAGGAAGAGCGAGAUCGCCAGCUGCAAGAGGAACGGCCUUUCGAAGGCUUCGCUCAUGCGUGGGCCGAUCCGGCGAUGCAGGAAUUCUUAUAUGGCUAUGAUGCUCGCAAGGAGGUGAAUCGUGCUUGGGACGUUUAUCUGUCGGGCCAGUUUCCUCUCACCACAAAUGCUUGGAAAUUAUAG